AUGCCAAAAGAACAAAAAUCGAGACAUUUAAAAAAGGAAGCGGUGGCCAUACCGUCACCUCCGGAUAAUGUAAUGCACAAAGACGAUCCACGUCAAUGUCAUUUCUGGGUAAAGCGUAAAAGGCAGGUUAAUGAACUUAAUGAACGAUUUAUACGAUACUGCCAUCUUCCCACAAAAAUUGGCAACAAUUACUGUGGAGAGCAUUUAGCAAGUGAUCCAAAUCCAACUACAAGAGAGCGUAUUCCAUGUCCAUAUGAUAAAUCUCAUUACCUAAUUAUUAAUACGGUGUACAAAGACGAACUCGAAAAACAUCUUGCACAAAAAUGCAAUUCACGUCCACGACCGAAUCCACCUUAUUUCUCUCUUGAUGUUAAUUGCACAUUAUCCUAUCCAUCUAAGUUUGCUGAGGAAGAAAAAAGUUUGGUAUUGGAUCACGAAGUUUUAAAGGAAAAAAAAGAAAUCAUAACAAAUAGUAAGCAUGUUAUUCAACAGGCAUCACUUUUAGGUCAUAUGGAAAGGCUGAAAUUAUUACAGCCAGAUGGAUGUUUCAUUGAAUUCGGUUGUGGUAAAGGUGAAUUAUCAUAUUUCACAAAAUUUGCUAUCAAAGAUAAAGACGAUGAGGUUCGCUUCCUUUUAAUUGAUAGGAAAAAUACAUGUGGUAAG
Messenger RNA from Cetraspora pellucida, 663 nucleotides. Lineage: Eukaryota; Fungi; Glomeromycota; Glomeromycetes; Diversisporales; Gigasporaceae. The record is from the annotation of a GenBank genome assembly.